AUGCGCGCUUGUUCAAUCUUGCGCCGACAUCUCCACUCCUCGGCCAAAUCAAUUCCACUUGUCCGCCCACAGAUCGCGUGCAUCCGAUCACACUCCUAUCUACAUCCUUACUCCACACCACGUCCUAAAGAGGCCUCGACUUUUUGGAUCACUUUCUCUAUCUUGGCCAUUGGUGGCGGCACUUGGCUGCACAACUACUUUUCUUCCCAGGAUUCACCCUUCACUCCUUCUAAAGGCCCGGCGCAAGAACCCUUUCUCGGAAGAAUCAAUACGCUCGACGUCAUGUCUCUCCAGCCCGCGCCAGGUACCAUUAGUACCCUCACCCCGGAGCAGGAGGUGAAACUUCGAGAGUUCUGGAUAUUGGCCCUCAAGGUUUUUGGAGUCAAGCUCGAUGCCCUGAAUCUGAAUGCGAAACCCACUGCGGAGCCUUCCGCCGCGGAAAAGGAGAAGGAUAAGGGCAAGAAGAAGUCCAAGCACCGUUGGUUUGGCCGCGGAGGAGAUGAUGAAGAAGAUACCAAGAGCGUUACUUCCGUCUCAUCCAACCUGGCUUCUAUCAACAUUACCGACGGCGAUGACAAAUAUGGACAAUCCAAGGAGUUCCAGCAGGCCCUGCAGGAGAUGACUCCGGACGAGAUCCGAACAUCCUUCUGGAACAUGGUGAAGCAUGACAACCCGGACUCAUUGCUGUUGCGAUUCCUACGCGCUCGCAAGUGGGAUGUGAACAAGGCUCUGAUCAUGUUGAUCUCCACCAUGCGCUGGCGCUUGCAGGAUGUGCACGUGGACGACGACGUCAUGGCUAAUGGCGAAGCGCAGGCUCUGAAGCAGAGUCAGAGCUCUGAUCCCAUCGAGAAGAAGAAUGGCGAGGAGUUCUUACUGCAGAUGCGCCUAGGUAAGAGCUUCCUCCACGGUGUGGACAAGUUUGGUCGUCCCAUUUGCGUGGUGCGAGUGCGCCUGCACCGCGCUGGUGAUCAGCAGCCGGAACCACUGGAGCGCUUCACUGUCUAUACAAUUGAGACGGCCCGCUUACUCCUCAAUCAUCCCGUUGAGACCGCUACAAUCAUCUUUGAUAUGACAGGCUUUGGUUUGGCCAACAUGGACUAUACACCGGUCAAGUUCAUGAUCAAGUGCUUCGAAGCUAACUAUCCCGAAUCUCUGGGUGCUGUGCUAAUCCACAAGGCGCCAUGGGUGUUUUCCAGUAUCUGGAGCGUCAUUAAGGGCUGGUUGGACCCUGUCGUUGCAUCCAAGAUCAAUUUCACCAAAAAUCGCGAAGAUUUGGAGGCCUUUAUCGCCCCUGGCCAAAUUAUGAAGGAGUUGGACGGUGAUGAACAAUGGGAAUACGAGUACAAAGAGCCGCAAAAGGACGAGAACAUCAAGAUGGAAGACACCGAGACCCGGGAUGCCUUGCUCGCCGAGCGCCAAAAGUUGGCCGUGGAGAUUCAGGAUACCACCAUCGAAUGGAUUGGUGCCAGUCUCAAGAAGGAAACAGAAGCAGUCUCCGCUGUCCAGGAGAAGCGUAAUGACUUGAUUGCACAGCUUCGCAAGCAAUACUGGGAGCUGGAUCCGUAUAUUCGAACUCGCUCACUCUACGAUCGAAUCAACAUAAUCCAGCCAGGUGGCACCGUUGAAUUCUACCCAGCUGCGGAGAAUGCCGAUUCCAAGGAAGUGGCGGCCUGA
Penicillium taxi is the source of this 1674-nucleotide messenger RNA. RefSeq names its product CRAL-TRIO domain-containing protein. The record is from RefSeq and is a predicted model, not a curated record. Lineage: Eukaryota; Fungi; Ascomycota; Eurotiomycetes; Eurotiales; Aspergillaceae. Bases 1 to 1674 code for a protein of 557 amino acids. The transcript has 4 exons.